AAGCUGGCAACAACGAGCCUGUAAACAGGUGAUGGCCGUCGUCUCUUACGUGACGGAAGUUUGGUCAAUGUUGCAUAGAUGGUAAGCUUUGCGGGUGGUCCACGUCUGAAACACAUGCGGAAUGUCCACGUUUUUCGACUAAUUCAACUCAUCGGGGUCAGCUUAUGACGGCACAGUCCACUGCUGUCAUCACUGCUAUCCCGCUGCGUUCUCCGUGAAAGACGUACUGAAGGCGAGGACGGCCUCGUCGGCAAGUGCUGCCCACUUAGGUGAUGGCGGCCUGCUCCAUCUCCCACCCCCAUCGUGACCUGUACAACGACAUGCGGGUGCAGUUUCCGGAGCUGCCGGACACGGUGAUACGGUCCUACGUGCAACUGUACCCCCGGAACCGCGAGCAGUGCAUCCAGCAGCUGACGCUCGCCAGCCAGAACCAGCUGUACAGUCAGUACGACUCCGAGGAGAACCCUCCAAGCCGCGGGUGCGGCGGCGACGGCUUCGGCGGGGGUUCGUGCGCGGCCCGCGUGUUUGAGCCCUUGGACCCUCCCUUUGCGGUGGACGAAGACCUGCCCCCACCUUACCCCGGAACCUUGAGCCCCGUGCGGCAGAUGCCAUCUCCCCGUCCCCCGGUGCAGACGAGACUGAGCCCCCGCGAAGAAACCGGUCCUCACGGGGCACCUGGAAGUUCCCGGGCACCUCCUGCCAUCACCGCACCGUGGUUGCGGGAGUACAGGUCGCCGACCAACUUCAACCCCAGCGUCGGUCCCUGGUUUCCCCCUGUUGAACUGGAUCCUCCCGGGAACCGAUUACCUCCGGCUCUCGACGACAUGACGCAAGCGCUGUUGACGCACCAGCGCCAGAGGUACGAGCUGCUGCAGCGGACCUACGCCCAGCAGCUGGAGGUUCUCCAGCAGCUGAGGAGAGAAGUGGAAGCCAAAGAGACCCAACUCAUAACGAAGACGCUGCUCGACGUGACGCCUACCCACGUGGACGAGCUGCAGAGGCUGCGCAGGGAAAACCGCACCCUGGACGUGGAGUGCCACUGUCUGCUGAGCGAGGUAGACCUGUACUCGCGGGGGGAGGUUCCCCUCGGAGCGACCGACGAGCACUUCUACCGCCGCCUGAACCCGGGGCAGACGGUCCCUGUGGCCCCCCCCUCCACUGCCUCCACCGUGACGCCAGCGCCCCCAGCGGCGUCUCUACAUUCCUUGCUGUCGGAGGAUGAAGAAAACCAGGACGACAACCGGUGGAAGUGUUCAAAGUGCACAUUCCUGAACCACCCGGCGCUGGACAAGUGUGAAGUGUGCGAGAUGCCAAACGUUGCCCGAGAUGUCUGACGUGGGCUACCACAACCAGUAUUCUUCCUGGCGAGACCUUAUGUGCUUUUAUGAAGAAUGUAACACAAACUUGUUUGCCACCAGUGUACAAAGGACAUCCGUGGCUUUUUUAAAGACUGUAAAUAUGUCAAAGUUGUUGGUGUACGUAGUUUGGCACUUUAAAUUGAUAGUUGGGCCUUGGUCCCCAAUUUUGUUUUGUACAGGUUUAAAGCUAUUUAAAUUAAGUAUAGGCGUAGUCUGAAUAUGCAGAAAAGAGAUUGAAUUUGCGAACCCUGUGCAAAGCAUUUCUUCAUGUGAUGUUGAGUGCACUUGCUUGGCAAAAAAUAAAGUUUAGGCGUCAGCACCUGACACAAGAGAUCAAAGGAAA
Ixodes scapularis (black-legged tick) is the source of this 1701-nucleotide messenger RNA. Its product is annotated as TGF-beta-activated kinase 1 and MAP3K7-binding protein 2. Lineage: Eukaryota; Metazoa; Arthropoda; Arachnida; Ixodida; Ixodidae. The transcript has 8 exons. The record is from RefSeq and is a predicted model, not a curated record. The coding region runs from base 273 to 1334 and encodes 353 amino acids.